Molecule: messenger RNA, 399 nt
Organism: Oikopleura dioica
Lineage: Eukaryota; Metazoa; Chordata; Appendicularia; Copelata; Oikopleuridae
Source: the annotation of a GenBank genome assembly
AUGAAGUUGCUCAGUUUCGCAUUGCUCGCCUCCGCCCUUGGUCUCGACAAGUUGCAAAUCGGCGUGAAAAAGCGCGUUUCCGCAGAUGAGUGCACCCAAAAGUCCCGAAAGGGCGAUCGAUUGUCGAUGCACUACACUGGAACGUUGUUGGAAACGGGCGAAAAGUUCGAUUCUAGCCACGACAGAAACCAAGCAUUCGAAUUCACACUCGGCCAAGGAAUGGUGAUCAAAGGAUGGGAUCAGGGUCUUGUUGGGAUGUGCGUUGGGGAGCAGCGACGGCUCAAGAUUCCGUCAGAUCUGGCGUACGGAUCCUCUGGUGCUGGCGCCAAAAUCCCACCAAACGCGGCCUUGGUUUUUGAAGUGGAACUGCUUGCAAUCAAAAGAGAAGGCGAACUUUAA